AGUUUAAGGAAGAACUCCUCAUAUUGGGGAGGUAGGAUCACAUGACCUGACUGUCACCAGCUGGGUAAACAUGGCGUCUGUGUCGGGAUGUGAAAAUUACAUGUAGUGCCUUAGUGCACACGGGUUUUGGGUACCCCUCGGCGCAUUUAAAAUGUUUAAUCUGGACGUGAUGGAGUCGACGCAUAGAAGCACAAAAUUGUGCGGAAGAAAAUCGUUUCACUGAUGCUGCUGUUCGUGUUUGCCUGUGCACAGCAAGGAAGGUUUUAUGCCUGCCCCGAGCCCGUGAUUGGCGCUAGAACAAAAUGUAUUCAUCUCACGAACUAAACUGCUGUGUGGACAAUGUGAAAGCUUUGUGCGAGUACUGAAUGUAGCUGCACUUGACAGCUUGUUUUUGACUGUAAGCGGCGCAACACUGUGUGUCCUGUUUCUCAUGCCUUUCUCGACCACACCACUAUGAUUGGAUCGCCUGACGUGGUGGCUUUCACCAAAGAGGAUGAGUUUGGACAAACAAGUCCAGAGCCCUGGAGUCUACCAGAGGAGUUCUCCAUACCCCUCAAUCCUCUGGCUGACUCCAACCCCUGGGCCAAAACUUCCUAUGCCAAAUUCAGCAAAGACUUCAUCCUCAUCUCUGAGUUCUCAGAGCAGGUGGGCCCUCAACCGCUCCUCACCAUCCCAGAUGACCCCAAAGUGUGCGGCACUUUCGAUCUCAACUACUUCUCCCUGCGCCUCAUGUCCGUGGACUACCAGGCCUCCUUUGUUGGGCAUCCCCCGGGAAGUGGUUACCCACGACUCAGCUUUGUGGAGGACUCCAGGGUGGUACUGGGUGACUCCAAGGAGGGAGCUUUUGCUUACGUUCAUCACUUAACACUUUACGAUCUGGAGGCAAGAGGCUUCGUUCGCCCGUUCUGUAUGGCCUAUAUUUCAGCAGAUGAGAGGAAAAUCAUGCUGCAGUUUCAGGAGCUGUCCCUCCGCUUCUCACAGGCGUCAGAGUGUCUGAAGGCUGGGAACAGAAGAGCUUUUGCCAAAGAACUUCAGAGGAAACUUCAGGACCUGGAGUAUACUCACUCCGUGUUGCAGAGAGAAGAAGGCCUGCACAGGGAGGCGGGGCCUCAGUCCAUGUACUCAACUCAUGCUGUAGAAAAAGCCAACGAGCUCGCCAAUGUGGUGAAAAGCAUCUUCGAACACAGAGACCUGCUGAGACAGAUUAGUUCAUAUCAUGGCCGCCCACGAAGAGACCCUCAUGCUGUUACCUGUCAGAGGUGUGUGACUGAGGCCUUGAAUGAGUGUGAGCAGCUGUUGGACAACAAACCGUCAAGUCACACUGACAAAGACAGGAAACAGGUGGAUGGAGAGGUUCACACGGGUGAUGAAGAACAAGUGGAGGAGGAUGAAGGUGAUGGCAUUAAACGCAAGCCGUCUUAUAUACCCCAGCUGAUCAAAGCUAAGUCCGCCAAGUGUUUUGACAAGCGCCUCAAGACCCUCCAGGAGUUGUGUGAUGAGACUUUCUACGAGGCCACCAUGGAGCUCCUGAAGGAGACCGAGAGGAGUUUCCGGGGGGAUCUGUGUUACCUUCACACACGCCGUCUGGACAAAGCCCUACGUAGAAGACAGAGAGUUACCAACUUCCUGUUUGAGGAGGACCUCGGUGAUGACGCUGAUGAUGAGAAAGGAGUUCUAAGACCAUUUUGUGCUGUGAACCAUGCUGCUGAAGACUAUAGACUCGUUAAUCCACCACCCAUCGUACUAGAACCAUUACCCCUGGAGCUGGAUUGCCUAGAUCCUGCAGAUCCUUUAGACCCAGCUUCUGAGACCAGCCAUACACGAGAGAGUGAGCUUGGGUUUGAAGAGAGUCUUAUGGACUCCUCUGCUUCAGAACAGACUCUGGAGACCCAGGAGAGCUCAGAGGAGACCAAAGGAAGCUUCAGCAGUGAUAAGAGUGGGAAAUGUCUGCUAGAGAAACAGCCAAGUGUCGCUAGUGUGAGGUCUGAGCCUCCUGAUCCUGACUCUGACCUGACCCCAGACGCUGACCAUAACACUGACCUAGAGAGGGAGAGCAGCAGUGAGGAUAUGGAAACCACUGCGGGGGAGGAUGAGGGAGACCAGACACCUGUGUCUCUGCUGGAGGUGGUGUCUGAGCUGGACGUCGGCAAGGACGAUGACGGUGAGAAGGUCAGCAGCAAGGAGUAUGAAAGAGAGUCUGACUUGUUGGUACCAAUUGACACAUCAUGCUGCAUGGCUCAAGAGGGUUUCCUUUAUGAGGCAUCGCCACCAGAACCAAACUCUCAUUUGAGGCCAAACUCCUGCAGUCAGACCUCUCAGGCCUCAGUGGUCAACCAGGAGCCCCACUCACUUCUUCCUCUCCAGGACGAUUACUUUGUGGGCUCUGUGUGCUCAGAGAGCCCUGCAGCCAGACAGGAGCUGUCCACUGGACACCUGGGAGAUACAGUUUCUCGUGCCUCACUAGACGACGGGUCAGACUGCACCAUGAGUGCUUCUACAGGAUCUGACCGUGCAGCUUCACCUCUUGGUUAUGGGGGGGUCGUAACCCUCCAUCACAGAAAGAAGGCUGGACAAGGAGCUCUGAGGUUUGUGCGACAGUACCCCUUUGCCAUACCUGCGCUAUGGUGCAUUUUGAGCGGCAGAACCCUGGUUGUUCUGGGCGCAGAUGAGGGGCGGGUUCGCCGUUUAGUUGCUGCUCUGGCUCUCUUUGUUCCUUGUCCUGGAAAGUAUGGAAAGAGGGUUCAAGCCUGGCUGUCCUUCCCGUUCGCCCUCACUGACCUGCAGCAGUGGAAACUCAUCGGAUUGCAACGAGUGGCGUCCCCUGCUGGUUCUAGUAUGCUUUAUUCGCUGUCUCGCUAUAGUCGGUACAUCUCCAUUCUCGACGCUGACCAAAAGACCUUGCGCUGCCCUCCAUAUCGUGGCCAGCUGCUCGCCAACAUAGCUGAUCACCGCACCUACAUCCGCCGCGGCUCCACCUACUUCCUUCAUCUACAGAGCACUUUCUGUCGCCUGGCUGCCAAGGCCUUCCUUUUUACUUUUACACAUCAUUUCCACCUGCCGCUCAGCUCUGCCGAGGGGCCCGAAGUCGUGGAGGGCCGACGGCGUUGCUUUUUGCAGGAGCAGCUGGGUCUGAGUGAGGAGGACAGUCAGAUACUGCUCUACCUCAGCCAGCUCAUCACUCAGCAGUACCUACAGCCUUCCACAGGGGGCAGUGCAGCAGCAGCACCUUGUUUUAGUUUUAACUACACCACCAGCGUUUUAUAUAAAAUCUGAUCUUAUUCUGAUAUUUGAGCAGAACUUAUCUUUUACCCUUGGGUUUGAGUGGAUCAAUCAUAUUAAGGUCUGAAGUACUUCUAGUUUUGUUUUUUAAAUCUGCACUGAAUAUUCUUAUAUUUUUCAUUAGUGUCUUUUUAUUGCUCUUACUCUUUCUUCCACCUGCUGGAGAGAGGGUGUGAACUGAGAAUUAGAGCACUGGUUUAUUUUGGUUCAGGUCAAGUUGACAUUCAAAAAUAUGAGCAGAUGAACUUCUGGCUAUUUGUGUGUGUGUUUUUUUCCUCUUCUUUGUUACUUGCACUGACCUAUUUGAGGUGGCAGUGUGUGUGUGUGUGUGUGUGUGUGUGUGCGUGCGCGUGCGUGCGUGUGUGUUGGUGCUGGUCUGAGCCAAGCCAAGCUGACAGGAGCUUUGUGCCAAUGCCCACCAACUACCAAUCAUUUUGUCUGCUUGAAUAUAGUCUCAAAUCCUUGUCACCAUGACUUUUGAAAUGUUUGUAACGCGUCCUGACCGCGGUUUAAUCCAUCAUUUCUUUAGCAACAUGGAGCCUUGUUACAGCUGGUUUGUGACAUGAUUCUCUUCCUGCGUCCAUUUUACCUUUAGAGGCCAUUUUUGUUUUCUGAAACCACACCUCUAGGUUUUACACAUAUUCCUCAGUAGUUGUUGAAUUAUGGGUUGAUAAGAAAAGACACCCAUGUUGUUGGAAUUUGUAUGAACCAGAAGUGACUUGAAGGCAUGGAGGAAACGUCACCAGAGGUUUCUUUUAUGUUGUGAUGCAUGUAGAAGUGUGUUGGCUGUGAAUUAGACCCAGUUGGCUCCCACCUGAUGUUGCAUGUCCUGAGAAAUAAUGUAACAUACAGUAUAUCCCACAGUAUACUCACCCAUGUACGGCUGGCAGCACCAUGAAGUGUGAAAAUUCACUGCUGGCAGACAUUUUCAUGAUUAACUGACAUCAUCAGGUACAUUUUGAAGCUACUUAACAGAAGUGUAUUUCAUGUCACUGUUGUCUUAAAGUUGUGUGAUUGUUGUGGUGUCAGCAUGAUUGUCUUGUGCCGGAGUGAAUCGGUGUAUCGAAGAUAUUUUGCUGUAUUUAAAAGAACUAAUGUGGUGCUGAAUAGUUUGAUGGGAAACAUGAGGAUGUUGUCGUUUGUAGAUUUUAUUAAUUUAUGUGCCACAGACUUCUGAGAUUUUAUCAACCUUCUGAGCCUUUGCUAAAAAUGUGCUUUUAAUGAAAUUAGUUAUUUUAUGAAGAAUGCUUCUCAAAGGAAUUUUAGGAAAUGAUCGUCUGUGAGAAAAACGUAGAUUUUUUCUGAUGAAUAAAGGAAAAGUAGGUCAACCUGUAUGCAGCUAUUGAAUUUACAACAGAAGUGUCUGUGAUAGUUGUUUUUGCUGUUCCUAAUUCUGUGGCAUCAGGGACAACGCUCCAAAUGUGUGUUUAGGUCAGUAACUGUGCCGUGUCUGCAUGGUUGGAUUUUUAAUGUGAGAGAUCAAUCAUUGUAGGAUCAUUGCUGAUUAUUUUGCUAGCACUAUCUUGCUAUGAACAAAACAUGAAGGCAUAUACUUUUGACUAACUGUCACUUCACUAUUUUAACAUUCCACCUUAUGUAUUAUUUGAAUUUUUUUAUUUUUUAAUGCCAACAUAACACAAUUUCUGUUACAUUUAAAGCUAUUGCACAUGUAGUCGCAAAAAGGUGAAUGUAACCUGAAGAAGCCAUAUCACCGAGUGCUUAACAUAUGUUUCAGUGUGCACGUUGCCAUAUCAGAUCUCAUUUUUGCAUCAUCAUGAUGGGCAGUCUUUACCUUGCCCGUGUUGUUGUGCUUUUGCCAUUCUUUUUUUAAAAAUAAAGCACGUUGUAAAUGUCUUGAUGCUGUAAUGUACUGUUAAGAUAAACCUAACCUCAAAAUUAAAUUAUGUAACUUGAUUUUUAUAUUUGUUUCCAUAAGUGGUUAACACAUGAGGCAGUUGAUUGUGUUGAUUGUUGCUGAAUCUCACUGUGGGACGCUGAAGGAAACAGAUAACCAUUAAACAUCAGAUGCUCAUG
This is a messenger RNA of Cynoglossus semilaevis (tongue sole), 5313 nucleotides long. RefSeq names its product Smith-Magenis syndrome chromosome region, candidate 8a (gene smcr8a). Lineage: Eukaryota; Metazoa; Chordata; Actinopteri; Pleuronectiformes; Cynoglossidae. The transcript is spliced from 4 exons. Gene Ontology annotation, cellular component: guanyl-nucleotide exchange factor complex. Gene Ontology annotation, molecular function: GTPase activator activity. Bases 454 to 3273 code for a protein of 939 amino acids. The record is from RefSeq and is a predicted model, not a curated record.